CGCUUGUCCUCUGAUGAUAUCUCGGGGUAUAAUCGCUAUCUAUGGCGACGUUGUGACCUCGGUGUUUUGGAGGAUGCACAAAGUGUGCUUCCACGGUGGCGUUGUUUCAUUGGUUUCGGAGGGUUCGCUUGCAAGCGUUCCAGGCUCUGUGUGGGACAUACUGAUGUUAGCGAAAAUGCCCUCAUCACUGUUAUUUUCAUCCCAUCCACCGCUGCAGACGCUCAGCAUUCCUUCUUGGACGCAGUUUCGCAAAGACAAUGCGCUGUCGCCAGUGAACCAGUCCCCAAACCACAUACAUAUCUUCCAAUCUUUUUGUACAGCUGUUCGCGUUCUUAUCUUUCUUAUUUGGUUGACGAUCGCUGGACGUAUCGCGUGCCACCAGAUUCAGUCUUCUGUUUUCUACAACAUCUUCGAGACACUGGCGCUAAUUGUGCCUCCCCUCUGCACUGCGCAUCGACUUCUCGUCAGGCUCCAGAUAGUUUCCUCAAUGUGGGCUGUAAAAAUCCGCGGUUGACCUCCGAGCUGGCCACAUUAUGGGGCGCGUUAAGGUGUGCGCUGGACUUUACAUCCCUGGCACACAUUGAUGCGUUUGUGAUCACUGUUCAUCGUGCUAUCCUUACCCAACACUCAGUUCUGCCCGAAGAUUUGGAAUGCGUUCUAAGCACAGCCUCAAAUAUGUUUCCCAUUCCAAAGCUUGUUUUAGAUAUCACCUCCUUUUGUCUAUGUUGUUGCCGACAUCUUUUGCGUAUCAUUCAGAUUGCUCAUUUCAAGGGAAACCAUCAUGGUUUGGACUACGCCUCAGUGUUAAAUGGCGAUCGACCAAACUUUGUUUACCCAGCAAGAGAGAAGCUUUUCAUCGGGUUAUCUCAUUUGGGAGAUAAUGUAAAUUGUACCGAGGAAAUAUGCGCACGCUUCGUUUCUUUGUCUGAUAAAUUUAUACGACUUGAGACCAUCCAUAGCGGAAGUGUAUUUGUACUUAGAAGCGGGCUGUCCAAAGUUGGAAGCCGCCCCAGCAGUCCUGUGCCAUUUUCUCCAUCUAUGGCUUCCCGUCGGAACCAAACGAUACCAGACUACUUGGCUACGACCGUGAAUCACACACGUAACGCCGAACUUUAUUUCUCCAUAGAAAGCGACACCAGCGAGAGUUCUGUCGUACUGGACGCGCCACGCGAAGAGACCUUCGGUCACCUGACCAAGCAUCCUCAAGUUCAGCUUGAUGUGGAUCCUGUCAUUCGUACUAUUGCCAGUUGGGUGGACGAAACUGCGCAUGAAACUGAAAAACCUUUUUUUAUACAUCUUCGUUUAAUAAUGAUCUAUGACAAUGAAUCCAUCCCUAUACCAUUAACAGAAGCUCUCCCGUUUUCGUGCGUAACUCGGUUCGAACAAGGGCUGCGCGAGAUCGUAUCACGUGUGCAUGGCUCAUUGACAUCUACCUCGAGGCAGACAGGUCCCGCAACCCAGUUCGAAUUGGAUCUCUCUCUGCUGCGCUUUCAUUUGGAAAUUUUACCCGUUUUCUGGUCGUCCGAACGUGUGUUUCAGUUCAACGUUGACGAAUGCGCUACAUCAUUGAGCCACACCAGUCAAAUGUGCCCACAAUUCACUUGCACAACGUUCCUUCUUGAUGAACUUGUUAAUACCAUCAACAGUUGGAGACACCACUCCGAUUCAUCAUCGUUAUCCCUUGCCCACAAAGGUGUCCUCUCUCAGCUUGUCCUCAAGCUGGCUUGGGAGAUGCAGGAUGAGGUCGUUUGUUGCCUGAGGUUAUUGGUUCCCGCUACAGAAGGUAGCUUACAGCUGGUUCUGCGGCAUAUAGAAGACACUCAGAAGCUUAAACGAGUUUUCUUGCUAACCAAGCGAAUGUCAGGACUGCUUGGUUUACAUUUUGACAAAAAUAUUUUAUUAUCGUCCAGCACGACUUCCGGUGAACGGUACUGUGUUCGCAAUUCAUAUCGUUCAUAUUCCUUCUCUAUGCACACAAGAGGAGGUAUUAUCCUUAAGCGAAUUGGUCUAAAUUUUGUUGUCCCCGCACCACAAGCCUUCAGCAAAUUUCUACAUCAUUUUGAGCAUUUUUCUUUCGCGCCAGUGAAUGCCCGUCUUCACUAUCUGGGAGGUUACUACUUUCUGGUAUCUGCCGUUAAGUUUGAUGAAGCUGGGCUCUAUGGAACGCCAUCGUCUGUCGGAGUAGACAGACGCUCGUCUCUCCAACCCCCUGCAAACAAUUCACCAAUUGGGAAACUUGAAACAUCACAGCAGUCCUCGACUACGGACAUUUCUUCUGUUUCGCUACCAUUGCAUCAAGAUAUCCUCUCAUGCUCAGAUCCCAGUGUUAAAAGUGCGGCUUCCGUUGAUCCGCACACAUCCAUUGCGUCUCAUCAGGAACUUCAUAAAAACUUGAGCACACAUGGCGCAGCAGGACCGACUCCUCGGAAGACGAUCCAGCCGCUUUCUGAUGAUGAUUCUGGUGAUGCGGACGAAGUUGUCCGGUUUUGUCGUAGGUUACGAGCGCAAUCCUUCCCUUCUGCUCGCUUCCUUUCCCAACAUCUUAAGGAAAGUUACUUAUUUGAUCAUUCCCUCGACAAUAAUGCUUCGAACGCUGGCUAUGAAAUUCCACCGUAUUGGUUGCUGUUACGCCUCUGCACCAAUUCCGUGUCCGUUUUUCUUCACCAUACUGGUACUCACAUAUCGCAAUCGAACUACCUCAGAGAUAUCAGUCAUUUCAAACAGUCCCGCACGUUGCUCAUUCGUUGUCAGACCUGCCACACGUAUCAAUUCACAGUGAAGAGCAUCCACCUCCUUAUGCGAUUCGUAAAUCAAAUGUUGUUAUUAGAGAGGCUCCGUGAUGAACGCAUAUGUGAUCCUUUGCUAGUACCUCCCCCGUACGACACGCAAACUAACGAAGAUGGAGUUUUGUUUACCAAAUCACCGUCUGACCGGAUUAUGCACUGUUCUGGUUCAUCCACAAACAGAAUCAAUGGUUUGCCUGCUACCCAGCCCUCUGGACGACGACCAAGUUGUCCAAAACUUCAUACUCGAACCUCCAGCACUUCGGAUGACACGGAAUUCGAACGAGUUUGGUGCAGUAAUCCGUUCAACUCUACCCCUUUAAAUCGCCGAAGGCACUUGACUUCAGCCCAACGAACUAUGUCCAGGAAGAAUUCAUCAGUCGUGCUUGAUGUCCCAUCCUGGUGGCGCCCCGGGUGCUUCGCUUGCCCUGUUCAACUCACUGACCGCAUUCGUCUUCACCCACGCUUAUUCCUGGCAACCGGCUCUACACAGCUCGGCACUCCGAUUGGGAAAGGAAGGCGUAUCGUUUCCGCACUGAGAAAACUGUUAGAUAAACCGUCGGUCUUCAACCAACCGGACAUGUUUUUUCUUAUUGACUUCACUUUACGAGCUCCCGAUUCUAGCGAAACGCUCGAUCAGACUGCAAACAACCGGCGUUUAAAUAGUAUGGAGUCAUCACCAGGUGCACCUGUGUUUUACAUGAUUCUCAAAGAAGUGACGGUGGAGGCCCCAGGCAAGGAUGUCUGCUCGUUUAGUUUAGAUGGAUAUGUCUCAGAUGACUUUCAGUUUACCGGUGCUCAGCGAACUCCGGAAGAACUCAGGCACGCUGCUGAUAAGAUUGGUAGCGAACCACCUUCAUGUACGGAUCGAGGUAAAGCGGCUCAAUUCCUACAGUUUUCACUGCAUGGAAUAGAAAAACCAAGUCGAAACCUAUGCAAAUUUGUUCGUGAAAUGCUUCAAAGUCGUUUGGAUGGUCUAGUGCUGGAGCACUUCUCCGAUGGGUUAUCGCGUAAUGCAAUUAAUCGUCUGUCUUCAGCAGAUCUUAGCUUCCUAGUUAGCCGGAAAUCCCAAUCACCUACAUGUCAUUAUUAUAUCGCCAUGCCCAAAUUUCUGUCUGAAUGCAACCUUCCGACACAUCAUCCUUAUGCACCUCGUAAGCUAAUUUUGGCCUUCUGUCAUUAUCUGAAGCAAAAUCUCUCCUUGUUUCUUCAUGCUGUCAAACUGGAUCGUGAUGCUCCGUUGUUUGGUGGAUAUGAACACCUGGAAUUGUUUUUGUAUCAUCGACCUCGAGCUCACGGAGUUGAGAAACUAGGGGUGGCUACUAUUAUCUUUCACUUGUUGACACGAUCCAGCGUUGGCAAUGGUUCUGCUCCUACUUCGAAUCUCGUUCCACACACUAUCAAGGAUUGGUCCUUGCCAAAUGAAUUAAUUCCCCUUAUUGCUCCUGUUAAUUUCGGCCAGUGUGUACCGUCCUUCGAUGAUUUGUAUGCAGCAGUCACAGACUUUCAUGAAAUUUCUUUUGUUGAGGUUAAUUCGACUGUGGCAGUGGACCAGUUAUUGAUUUCGAUACAAAUUUGGGAGCGUGGAGAAGUAGAUAUUGAAAACCUAAAAGCCCGUAUCAGAAGUACAGUUCUGCACAGCAUCUACGAUGUGAUUACUGAGUUUUUUGUACUAACUGCGUCGAUGAAAUCACUUGUGGCUACCAAUGACGACACUAAUACUUCUGAACCUGAUAACGAAGUUCAGAGUACUUUGAAUCCGUACAUUACAGCCGUGGUGUUACCUUGGCUCCGACAAGGUCGUCACUUCGACUCAUCUCUUGUUGUCAAAUUGAAUUUGCGGUUAGCAUCUACCCUCUUCGUGAACCAGUUCCUUGUUGAUCUCCUUCGCCCCUUUCACGUGACCGAAGUGCCACUUCCAUCGAGGGCGUCGAGAACUCUGGAUGGUAGUUUGGAUAGUAUGUCGUUCUUUGUGUACCACAAAGGAAGCGAAAAUUCAAGUGAAUAUCGGCUUACUGGCUUGGAUCGUCUGCGCGGCUCUUCUGUUUCUCGUCCUGGCCAGUUUUCCAAAUUUAUGAUUAUUGGCCAGAAUUUUCCGACAUGGAGGCGUCUACUUGGACGAAAGAUUGGGACAGCAGGAGAGAAUUCGGUCUUGGGACGACGGCGGCACCCAUCUAAGGGUGUACACUCUGAUCCUACUCACCCGGAAUUGGGCUUCUCAUCGUCCAUUGCGACUGGUGCCCUAUUACGCAUGCAACCUCUACUAAUGGUGUUCAAUGUUCCUGUGCCACGUUCUACUCCGAGUGUCAUCGAGAUUGACGCAAAGCAAAAAUCCUGUCUUUCCAAUCGCCCGAUUAUCGAUUUUUCUCCAUCAACUACCACUAUUGCUUCUCCGAGUAGAGCUGCUGCUGCUGCUGUCUCGUUGGUUACUGGGGACAGUAUCACUUCUGAUGGCUUACCCGGCUUCUGUCCGAUCAAUUUUCAACUGCCUUCAGAUGUGACUUCGAUAGAAGGGGAGCAUUCUGAGCCAUCCGGAUUCACGCUCAGUUAUCCCCAGUCCGUAGGCAGUCCCAUCUGUGUUGCUGAUGUAUCAGUUGCCAAUGCGGCUCCGAUUGCUGCUGCUGUCUCAUCUGCUGAACAGUUCCUCACUGUAAAUGUUCAGGUUCCUAGGCAAGCCUACUGUCUGUUUACCAUCGAGGACCGCCAAGUCACUGUGUAUACCUACAACUGGUCCAGGGAGGAGGUAGAACGCCUUGCGCAUCGAUGCACCGCCCUUGCAGAUUGGUACAAUAACCGGGUGAAGCUCUUAUCCACUUUGUCCGCUCAAAAACUCGGCCUAUUUCACAAUUUGGAUGAUGCCUUCACUCGAGGAUGUGUGUCUCGCACUGCGACCUUGGUAUACAACACCUGCCCACCGGAACUAAUGGGCCCAGUUGAAUCUCCGCCUUCUACCUCUAGCUUGUUAGAGAAGCCAGUUUGGCCCGUCAGUAUAUCUGGCACAGCAGUGCCUAUCGGCACCAACUUUGUGAAAACGCAGUCUACACGUCGGCGGUAUCCAACUUCCGGAACAGAUUUGCCAACGUCGGUAUCGGGGCCUGGCGGCAGUGUUACCAAUACGCCAAAUGCCUCUGGUCAUGUGGGCUGCACCACGAAUGUUCCCUCCUCACAUGGCGGUGUACUUUCUACCGAGUCGCAGAUUGCGUCCGUGCACAAUUUUCUGCGUUUGUUUCGGGACUGCGGUUGCAUCCCACCUUUGGAGCCGUCCACCACCGGUGAUCUACUGCAUCGGCAUGGCCGGCAAGCUCUUGCUGCCCUGGAGCUGGAUUAUCAUCGCGCACAUCAGCUGGAACUUAUGAGCCUUCCAUUUCGUGCUUGGCAAGCGGCCCGCAGACACAGCCAACCCAGUGAACCUGGAGGUGUCUUCACGGGUUCUGUCACCACUGGAUCUCAGUACUCUGCAAAGAACCACAACCCGUCGUCCGGCUUGGGAAGUAUAAGUGCCGAGGCUGCACUGGCGAGCGAUCCAUUGCCGAAACGGCUCCGUCGGUUCUCCUCUAUUCGCAUGGCUUGUCGACUUUUGCACACUGUAUGUACGCCCAUAUUGUUCUACCCUGCGGUGAGAGCCAAGGCAGUGCAAGCUGCCCGGCUAGAGAGCAUCACACUUAGACGAGUGGCCGAAGCGUGUUAUGCGGCCCAACAAGGCGGUCUGCGCGGUGGCAGUCGUCCGGAUUCGGAUUGUGAAGCAUCGCAGCAGCAGCAGCAGCAGCAUGCGUAUGAUGAUGACCGGACUCUACGCGCUGGCGCUUUGCGAGCGGUUAUCCGCACUGUCCAAACAGAAGCGCCGAUUUUACCGUGCGAUCACAGUUCCACAACCGGAAAUUCCAUCACCGGCGCCCGUACGUUGGCUGACACGCUUUCCCAUACCAAGGUACAGACUGACCUACCAAUAUCAGGACAUACUCAAUCACCUUUGUCACCUUGGCUCAGCUGGUCGCGCAACGUUUUGCUCGACGCUGCAGAAGAACCUACCAACUCUUGCAAAGAAGACCCUAACUGUAACAUUGCUGGGGAAAUUGUCCCGUCAUCAAAACCACCCGGCACCUUCGGUCAUACACAUGACCAAUAUCACCGUGCUGCCUUGGCAUUCCUUGCCGAAUACGUGCGAUAUCUUCAGCACGCUGUUGGGUUUCACGUUAUCCCCUUCACUGAUCCUGGUGCUGGUGUCUCUGCGAGAGAUCAGAGUGCAUCCUCUACCCCGACUGGAUCAUACGCUUUACUGCACAAGACUAUCCAUUUGGCUGGAGUGCACAUCGUGGAAGUUUUCAUUCGCCAUUUUCACCUCCACAUUCGCUUGGGUACACUUGAACUUGGCCGUUUCAGCCGACACGGAUCUCGUUGUCUCAUCGCUGGUCCACUCAGUGCUGCGGUGAUCACCCAGGCAGCUGCAUCAGCUGCUGCGACUGCGGCUUCCGUGAGGCGGGACGCUGCUACCUCCAUGAGUCGAGUUCCCGGGUUAGCGAUUACAAACCCCAACAUAGAGCCAUUGUAUUCAGGCUCAAGCCGAAUCGAUCAUCAUCAGCAGCAUGCGAUUAGCUUCUCCUGGGAUGAAUCAAGCCGCUUGUGUGAUUACACACACAUCCAUUCGUUCUCUUACGAUUACUACUUGCGCAGUAUCCAGGAGUAUUUGGCGAGUCAGCGUCAUCGCCGAAAGCCGGGAAAUUCGGCCUCUGGUAGAAAAUUUUCCAAUUCAGCGUUUACCAAUGCAAUCGGAAUCACGGACUUCCCGGUGACAGAUUUUCUAUCUGAUCUACACCUUUUGUCUCCUCAACCUCCAGUUUUUGCUCGAGGCUGCCUACGCUCAGUUCAACUCAGCUGUCCAGUGGGCGCCCAUCUGAGGCCUGAUCAGGUCUUUCAUCAUCUCAUUGAAGCGCAUCGGAAGUACGACAUCCAGCUCAUUCGUAUGGCCAAAGAUCGCAACAGUUCAACUUCUUCAGCUUCUGCAUUCCCUCCCAAACUCAAUCCAUCAUAUACCUACGGAAUUCUUGAAUUACACCUCACCGAACAGGGGCGAACUACGACGCUAGACUCCAAUCGGUCUGUUCGAUACUCCAGUUUAUGUGAUCCCGAUUCAUUGCAUAGCACUCUUCUCGGUUCUUCAUCUUCGCAUACACCGACCACGUCUGCAGUCUCAGGUGUACCGAAUGCUCAGCUGACAGACCCCGGAAGUAACAAGUGGGGUGUUGAUGCCUCCAUCGCAGCAGUCGUGGUAGUCAACGAGAGAAGUAUCCUCAACCUGUCCGCCGAAGGCAUUCGCAACAAUUCUACCGACCGCCUGUUACACCUGAUCAUGUACUUGAUCGCCACCGACCCAUACAAUCGUUUUCCCAAAUCGAGCCUUGCUCGUAUGCAUGAGCCACUGGUUUCACGUAUUACAAACGUGAUUCAGUGGCCUGCUGUCGCGCCCUGCUUGGAUUUGACUACCGAACCACUAUCGAAAUUGGGGCCAAAAUUAGGCCGCAGUUUGAGCAACCAAGGUCCUAGUACCUUUAGUACGCCUUAUAGACCUCAUUCAUCCUCCUCAAGCCGCAGCAGAUACACGUCUCUGACAACUGAUCUUGGAUUGGAAGAACUAACCGCUAAGGAACAACGUGAGCAGAAUGACGCCGCUUCUGAUGGUGCACCACCUCUCCCCAAAGAUACAGCCGAGGAGGAGGUACGUUUGCACGUCUCCUAUCUGGGGACCUGGCCUGCACAUCAGGUUCCAGUACAGCACGCGCUGGAGUCGGCUCGAGCAAUUAUUCAAGAACGGGUCCUUCAUGUGAUCAAACGAUCCGAAUUGGAAUGUCACAAAAAUCUUCUCUGGUAUCGGUUGUUUGAUUCUCAGCAGUAUGUGAAUGCUGAGUAUACGGCAACCUUCGACCAACCCUCUCCAAGACCUUUUUCAGCACAAGUCACCACUCCGUCAUUUUCUGCCUCGACAGUGGAGUACGGUGCGCAACCCUUACUCGAAGGCGACAAUUUGUCCAUCACCGAAUUAGAAGAAUUAGUUCAUUCCGCACCUUUUCAACUGAACGUGCUUGAUCUGGAUCUACGACUCUGUCAAAUACUUCAGUUCGGCGCGUGUCAUUUUGCGGAACUCGCACAAUCGAUCAACCUGGCAUUUAUAGCGAACCGACUUGCCGCCGCCAGCACUGGCAAAAUGACGUCAGACUCGGUUCCAUUUGCCUGUUUCUUUCAAGGGACCCCUUCGAACGAUCCCAAUCCGGUGUUAUGCGAAGUAGACCAUCACAUUGCCUUCUUUUGCCCUAAUUUUACGACCGGUUUCGUGUUGCUCUCUUGGAUCCAAAACACGGAAGUCGUUGAGGACUCUAACCCACGUGCCAAAGAGGAUAACUUUAAGAGUUUUCAAUUACGCGUUAUAUUUCGUACUUUGGGUGAUCCGAUACAAACCGACUUGCCGCAACGCAUUAUAGAUUCAAAGCAACAAACAGAGUCUCUAUUUUUCGAACACUCACCUCUACCACUUGUGAUUACCACUAUUGUGGACAAACUUACCUUUUUCAUUUGGCGCGACAUGCAUUCCCGAAAACCCUGAAAUGGUGUAUUUUUUCUUAUAAAAAUUUUUACGAACUCACUCAAUCUGUUUUCUUAUGCUUCUCAGCAGCCUGUCUUUCUACAUUGUAUACCCUAUUUUCUUCCUCGUGGACAUACAUGCAACAUUUUUCUCGUCAGUGU
Molecule: messenger RNA, 9518 nt
Organism: Dicrocoelium dendriticum
Lineage: Eukaryota; Metazoa; Platyhelminthes; Trematoda; Plagiorchiida; Dicrocoeliidae
Source: the annotation of a GenBank genome assembly